AGCUGCAGGAGCAACUGCGCCAGGCCGAGGGCCGUGCACAGAGCCUGGGCCAGAUGGAGGCCGACCACGACCGCAUGAAGCGCGAGGUCAGCGCCCACUUCCACGAGGUGCUGAAGCUCAAGGACAGAGCUCGGUCUGUCCCUCCGCUACAGCAACGUGCUGCGGGAGAAGGAGCUGGCCGCCACGCGCUGCCGCAGCCUGCAGGAGGAGGAACCGGACCUAGUCACUAGCUCCACCUGACCAAGCAGGAGCUGCAACGCGAGAAGAUGUCCUCCUCCCAUGAGCGGGAACUGCGAGAACGGUCCCUGCCGAUGGCCUGCGGCCUGGAGCCCCGGGACAAGGAGCUGAGCCGCCUGAAGGAGGACAAUGAGAAACUCCAGUCGCUGAUGUUCAGACUGGCAGAGAAUGACAUCCUGGAGCAGAACCUGGACGAGGUGGAGAGCAAGCAGGAGCUGGUGGACCACAUCCACUCUCUGAGGGAGCGGGCCAUGGCCGCCGAGAGGCAGCGCAAGCAGUACUGGGAAGAGAAGGAGCAGACCCUGCUUCAGUUCCAGAGGACGAAGGUGGACUGCGACAUCUACAAGGACAAGGUGGACGCCCUGCAGAGCCAGCUGCACCAGCUACAGAAGGAGCGGGACCAGGCCUACUCCGAGGACGCUGUCCAGAUGGAGAUUUCUCAGAACCUGACGGAGAAGGACGCCCUCCGAGACCAGGUCUGUGAACUGCGCCAACAGCUCUGCAGGCCGCAGGCCGAGUCUGAGCAGGGGCCUAAGCAGGAAGCCGGCGCCAGGGAGCCUGGUCCGAAGGGGAAGCAAUGGCUCGUCCGCAUGUUUGCCAUCUGCCCGCGGGAUGACAGUGACCACAGCUGCCCCAGCUCCACGGAGUCUCAGCUCUGCUCUGACCUGAAUGCCACAUCCAACCGUGAGCUGGUGGACAGCUUCCGCUCCAGCAGCCCCCUGCCUCCCAGUCCGCAGUCCCUGUACAAGCGGGCCACGGAGGACUUCCGGGAAGACGCCUGGUCUUGCAGUGGCUUCCCAGAAAACCUGCCGGUGGACCGGGUACCCUCCCCGGGGGUGAAGGCAGGUGAUGCAGACCUGGAUUAUGAGAUUGUGGACAGGGCAGGGCACGCGUUGCUGGAGCAGAUAAGCGUCAUCGGUGGCAACCGUACGGGCAUCUUCAUUCACCGGGUCACCCCGGGCUCGGCGGCGGACGAGAUGGCCUUGCGCCCAGGGACCCAGAUCAUGAUGGUGGACUGCGAGGCCACAGAGCCCUUGUUCAAGGCCACCUUGGAGGACACGACCCUAGAGCAAGCCGUCGGACUCCUCCAGAGGGCCAAUGGCUUCUGCUGCCUGUCUGUGAAGGUCAACAUGGAGGGUUAUAAGAAGUUGGUCCAGGACCUGGAGGCCCAAGUGGCAACCUCAGGGGAUUCCUUCUACAUCCGGGUCAACCUGGCCAUGGAGGCACGGGCGGACGGGGAGCUGCAGGUGCGAUGCAGUGACGUCCUGCAUGUCAGCGACACCAUGUUCCUGGGCCGCGGCUGCUGGCAUGCCCACUGUGUGGGCCCCUACAGCACAAAGGGCGCAGAGCACGGCACCAUCCCCAACUACGCACGGGCUCAGCAGCUGCUCAUCGCCCUCAUCCAGGACAUGGCUCAGCAGAGCAGCGCUGCCCGCAAGUCUUCCGGGGGACCCCAGAAGCUGGUCCGCAUCGUCAGCGUGGACAGAACCAAGGCCAGCCCUCUGCGCUCAUCCUUCGAUGGGGCCCUGUGGGAGCCCAGCAAGCUGGAAGGGCCAGUGGACAGCCCGGCCCGGCGCCCGGCCCACUCACACCUCCCCUCCCCCACAAAGCCCUCCACCGCGUGCUUCUGGGCCGAGAGCUGCUUCACCCUGGUGCCCUACACCCUGGUGCACCCCCACAGGCCCAGCCAGCCCCGGCCUGUGAUCUUCGUGCCCAGGGUGGUCGGGAAGAUCCUGAGCGAGAAGCUGUGCCUCCUCCAAGGGUUUAAGAAAUGCCCAGCAGAGUACUUGAGCCAGGAGGAAUACGAGGCCUCAAGCCAGACAGGGGACAUCGUCCAAGAGAGGGAGGCAUCUGGUGGCCGCUAAUGGGUGACCCGCCGAACUGUCGAGUCCCUCAUGGAAAAGAACACCCAUGCCCUCCUGGACUGCAUCUGUGUCCUGCACAGGCUGGAGAUCUUCCCCAUCAUUGUCCACAUCCCCAUCAACAAGAGGGCAGCUAAGAAACUCAAGAAGGCCCUGCAGCGGCUCGGGACGUCAGAGGAGCAGCUCCUGGAGGCGAGCAGGCAGGAGGCGGCCGAGCUGGACAAGGUGCCCUGUCUGUAUGGCAGCCUGGGCCCCGACGGCUGGAGUGACCUGGAAGUGCUGCUCGGCUGUGUCCGCUUCGCCAUCAGAGAUGAGCAGAAGGAGGUCGUGUGGACCGAGCAGAGUCCCUGCUGA
Ailuropoda melanoleuca (giant panda) is the source of this 2453-nucleotide messenger RNA. It is a transcript of the gene CARD14, whose product is annotated as caspase recruitment domain family member 14. Gene Ontology annotation, cellular component: cytoplasm. The record is from RefSeq and is a predicted model, not a curated record. Lineage: Eukaryota; Metazoa; Chordata; Mammalia; Carnivora; Ursidae. Gene Ontology annotation, molecular function: CARD domain binding.